Molecule: messenger RNA, 1171 nt
Organism: Mytilus trossulus (common blue mussel)
Lineage: Eukaryota; Metazoa; Mollusca; Bivalvia; Mytilida; Mytilidae
Exons: 4
Coding region: 533-976 (147 amino acids)
Source: RefSeq, a predicted model, not a curated record
AAAUAAAUCUACAUUAUUAGUUCCAUAAUCAGAGUGAUAUCCAAAUAAUUCUUAAAUUUGGAGAAAGAAAACUUUAUGCAAAAAAAAUAAGUUUGUUGUCCCAUGAAACUUAGUAAUAUGACCUAGAUUCGGUCCAGCUGACCUAUUUUUGAACACAAAAAAAAAAUAUUUUGUCAAAAUCAGAAGAAUAAAUUCUUUUUCCCAUUUUGAAGAAAAAAUAUAAAACUACAUAUUUCAAAACAAAAAUUGGUGGGGUCUAUGCUUAUUUAGAAACAUUGGCCUAUUGAAUUCCCUCAAUUUCCCUCAUUUUACACAAGAGUUAAUUCCCCUUGCAGAACUCUUCAGUGUAAAAGUCAGUAAGGAGUGUGUGUUUGGCAGACACAAUCUGAACACAAUUUUUUAAAGCAAAAAAUAUUAUCCAUACUUUAAAAUGUCUUGAAACAUUUGUUAAUUUUUCAAAAGAGAUCCUAGUUAAAAGCCAUAUGAGGAGCUGUUGAAACAAAAGUAGAAAAAACAUUAAUUUGUGAAUGGAAUGAGUUGUAAAUUUAAAGACAGUAAAUAUGCAGGUGUGAGGUGUGAUGGAAAGAAUUUUCUACUAGCAUCUCUGAAAUCGGACGAUGCAGAUCUACUGUUAUCUGAAAUAGGUCUGUUAAACACCUACAAAACAGAGGAGUAUGCCAUUUGUGGUGAACAUUUAAAGAAUAUUAAAGAAGAAAAUCGUCUUUCAUGGGUCAGGAGAAAAUGUUGCAUUCCAUCCUCAAUUUCAGCACACAAAAGUGUGGCUAAAGGAGACAGAAAAAUAACAAAGGAUGUCAUGCAUAAAAUUCUUACUACAACUGGACUUGUAGUGCCUAUUGGUGCACCAAUUUGCACAAACUGCAGAAAAGAGUUGUCAGUUAAACCAGUAGAGACUAUUUGCCAUGAAUCUUAUGCAGAGGGUGCCACAUCAUGCAUUGCAAUUGCUGAGGAAAAAUGAGAACGACACACUAUUGUUGAGGUAAAUUGUUUUUCUGAUGCUGAUAGUGAAAGCCAGCCAAUUUUCAGCCAACACUCUGAGGCUUCUGUGUGUGGCAUUUGGAAACUUGAGAAGCUUAAUGCUUAUCUUGAAAUAACAAAUGUUUCUCCAGUAAAAGAAAAGACAACACCAUUAAUUACUUCCUGUGAGAAAACA